AUUUACGAUUUAGACCAAUUUUUAUUCUGAACAGACUAAAAAUAUACCCCACGUGGUUUUUGUGAAAUGAAAAUAUAAUAAUGAAUCACAAAAGAUCUAUGACAAAAUUAUUGGUAAUUGAGACGCCAAAUGCUCAAGCGAAACGACUAGUAAUUGACAAUCCUCGUCAGCGUACAUCCUACACACAUUCUUCCCCCUCAAACUCAAACUGCUGCGAAUCAAAAACAUCAACAAAUUUUACACAAAACCCAUUUAAUUCUACCCAUUUCUGAGAAUUUUUUAUUGACGAACCCUACUGAUUGAGAAAAUGCCGGAAAGCAUUACAGCUGAGAAUCUUAUGAACAACAUAAUGGAAACAAUAUCCGAAGGCAUUCAUAAACAGAACUCUGGUUCCCUUUUUGAGGAGGAAAUAUCCAAUCCUGUUGCUUCAAAGUUUAACCGUCUUUUUGGUCGUGAGCAGCCUGUGCAUAAAGUUUUGGGUGGUGGAAAGUCUGCUGAUGUCUUGCUAUGGCGAAACAAGAAAAUUUCGGGCAGUGUUUUAGCUGGUGCUACUGCUAUCUGGGUGAUGUUUGAAUGGCUGAAUUACAAUUUUCUGUCCCUUGCCUGCUUUUCUAUCGCCGCGGGUCUACUCGUUCAGUUUCUUUGGUCAAAUGCUUCGGGUUUCAUGAACAGGUCACAAGUCGAAGUUCCACGAAUUCAACUGCCAGAGGAAUGGUUUGGUAAUGCCGGCAUUGCAAUUGGUAGAGAACUCAACCGGGCAUCGAGAUUCCUUCAAAAUAUUGCUUGUGGCGGAAACUUAAAGCAAUUUGUUAUUGUCGUAUCAGGCUUGGUGGCUGCUGCUAUGAUCGGGAGCUGGUGCAACUUUCUUACACUUAUCUACCUUGGUUUUGUUGCCGCACACACCCUACCAGUUCUCUAUGAAAAAUAUGAAGAUGAAAUCGAUGGCUUUGUGGACAAACUCCUCAACCGCAUGACACACCAUUAUAAGAAUGUUGAUGCUCGUUUUCUCGGUAAAAUGCCCACUCGAAAGUACUGGGGAAAGAAACACGAGUGAAAAAAGAAGGUCGAAAUUUGAAGGUGUGUAUUUAAGGUGCGCGUUGAAUGUCAUGUUAGGAACUCAUGUUACCAUUAAUAUCUUUUAGUGUUCUUACAUUAUUUGUUGUUCAAAUCUGUAAUGUUUUAAUUUUAUUUUUAUCGAGUCAGUUUAAAAGUAUAUAUUCCUAGAUUCUAAAACAACUCUAUAUUAUUAUUAAUAAAGUUAAGCUUACGUACA
Amaranthus tricolor (Joseph's coat) is the source of this 1273-nucleotide messenger RNA. Its product is annotated as reticulon-like protein B8. The transcript has 6 exons. Bases 308 to 1054 code for a protein of 248 amino acids. The record is from RefSeq and is a predicted model, not a curated record. Lineage: Eukaryota; Viridiplantae; Streptophyta; Magnoliopsida; Caryophyllales; Amaranthaceae.